UGGGGGGGGGAGCAGGAUCGACAGCAGCAUUAUCACUGUGCCUCCUGACUCAAACACCCCCAAGAAAAACCUCGGCACCGUUUGCUCUCAUUGGCCCACUUUUCAGCCAAUCGUGGCUCAGGAAUGCAAGGUGCCUUUACAAUUCACCCAACCCAAAAAUAUAGGGGAGAGAGGGAGGAAGAGAGAAAGAGAGGGGAGAACGGAGAGAGAGAGAGAGAGGUGUUGCAGAGAUUCCUCCAGUGUGCCAGUGAGCGUCUCCUCAGCUGUGUGCUCCGCUGUUGCUCCUGCAGGAGUGAAUACUCCAAGAGGGGAGGAUAAAUCACAGGGACCCCUGCAGUAGACUGACUACACGCUGAGUUGCAGCCUCUGCUGCUGCUGCUGCUGCUGCUGAACUCCUACUCCUCUUCUGCAGCUGGCCAACGCAGAGGUGCAUGUGGAGGGUCUGAAGGGCAUGAGGGGAAACGGGGCAGGUGGAGAGGAACCUCGUACAGGGAUGCAACGUGAAGAAGGUGGUGGUGUUGGAUGUAUCUCCCACGUUUGCACUGAAUUCUGAGGUGGCCGCUUAAGGUUUGAGUCACCUCAGCAGUUGUUGAUCGAGGAGUCCAGGAGGGAGGCAGCGCUGGGAGAAGUUGACAGUGGAAGGAUUCAGAAUGAUCCUGGGAAGUGUAAACCGACCAGGCCCGGUCCCUGCCUUCCUCAGGAGUCCGCCUGUCAUCCCACCCCCGCUGGACAUGAAACCCUUCCUCCAGUUCCCGCUGGAAUCUCCUCAUCCAGCCAGCAUCGGCCUCUUCCACAAUUUUACCACAAUGGACCCUGUCCAGAAGGCCGUGAUGACACACACCUUUGGGCCACCCGUGGUGAAGACAAAACGGCCGAUCAUCACCUGCAAUGUCUGCCAAAUACGUUUUAACUCAGAGAGCCAAGCAGAAGCUCACUACAAGGGGAAUCGUCAUGCUCGAAAAGUGAAAGGCAUCGAAACGUCCAAAACACCUCGUCUCCAAGAUGGGGACAAACAGCUCCCCCCUCCUUCUGCUUCCCCCUCUCCAUCAGGACCCUCACCACCCAGUCCUGAACCUGAUCCCAACAAGCAAGAUGUGGCCCAAUCUUGUCCUAUCUCUACUGAAACACAUUUGACCACCAGCCGUCUCCCUACACCCUCACUGAGUUCAACAGACACAGAGAGUACCCUCUUGUCUUCUGCAUCCUCUCCGUCCCCUAACCCACCCCUUGGUGCACCCCCUGGAGACCCAACAGUGUCUGGUCUUCCAGACACCCUGUCCCCAGUGUCCAGUCCAUCAUCAGGGGAGACAGAAGAGGAAAAAGCCAAGAAGCUUCUUUACUGCUCCCUCUGCAAAGUUGCAGUUAAUUCCCUUUCACAACUUGAGGCACACAACAAAGGUACCAAGCACAAAACCAUUCUGGAGGCAAGGAGUGGCCUGGGGCCUAUAAAAGCUUACCCUCGCCUGGGUCUUAAACCUAGCCCCGACCAGGGAGGGGAGCUGUCCUCUGACCCCAACACUCAGGAACGCACCUUCCACUGUGAGAUCUGCAACGUCAGAGUCAAUUCUGAGCUGCAGCUCAAACAGCAUAUAUCCAGCCGCAGACAUCGUGAUGGAGUUGCAGGAAAACCCAAUCCGCUUCUGAGUCGACACAAGAAACGCACAGAGUUUGUGGAACUUCCAAAGUCUCUGGGAGCUGGACUUUUACCAAAUCCCUUGGCUGUUGCUGCUGUGAUGGCAGCUGCAGCUUCCUCCAAUCAACUGGCGUUACGUCCUCCAGGCCCGACUCCCCAUCCUCACCACCAUCAUCACCAUCAUCAUCUCCUACAGGGAACAGCCCUCAAUCUGCUGAGGCCUGCCCCGGGGCCCAUCCGCACCACACACGGGCCAAUCCUUUUUACUCCUUACUGAUGACAAAACAGGACAAAGCACACUGUGA
This is a messenger RNA of Cynoglossus semilaevis (tongue sole), 1938 nucleotides long. RefSeq names its product zinc finger protein 385A-like. The transcript is spliced from 8 exons. Lineage: Eukaryota; Metazoa; Chordata; Actinopteri; Pleuronectiformes; Cynoglossidae. Gene Ontology annotation, molecular function: nucleic acid binding; zinc ion binding. Gene Ontology annotation, cellular component: nucleus. The record is from RefSeq and is a predicted model, not a curated record. The coding region runs from base 651 to 1910 and encodes 419 amino acids.